CUCAGAUACAUGUAGCACAGCUGCUGUACUCUGUCCUGCUCCUUCCCGUCCUCACUCAUCGUUCUCGCCGCCGUCAUUGUCACCACGACGCUAGCGUUAUUAUCACCGUCCAAAGUUCACCGACCUCCGCAUGUCUGCUGCGCCAUACCCAGACCCCUUCGGCGCGCCCGAGAACGACAUCGGCUUCGACAGGCGGGGCCGCCGGCCAGACCACCACCACCACCACGCGGACCCACACUUGCCUGCUCCGCCUCUGGGGCCAUCGCUCAAACCUGCUCUUAAGCGUGAAGGAAGUCGAAGUCGACUUUCACCUGACGACCGACCUCAAUUUCCCGACGAAGCAUCCUAUCUUGGUGGCCGAGCCCCCGACGCUGAGGUUAAGAACGGCCCGCGCGAGAGAUCCUUCCGAGAUCAGAGAGACGGCUACGAGUCCGAAGAAGGCGAGAAUCACAAGUCGUCCAAGUACACGCCUCGCACCAGAAUGCCGCGAUCCAACGACGAUGAUCUGGCUUACGAUGACCGCAAGCGCCGUCCGAGGAGAAAUACCAACAGCCAUGUGCCUCCGCCAGAGAGCGCAAUCUCGGGCGCAUCGCGAGGCGGCUAUGAUGAUGCUCCUCCCCCACGACGCCGAAGAGAUCGCGACGACCGACGGGACUAUGACUACGAUGAUGAAUCACCACCAUCGCGCAGGCGCGGACCCAGACCGCCGCCGGUAGAGUACGGUGCCGAGCCCAUUCCUACCCGACAGAGGAGCGAACGACGGCCUCGGCCACGACGCGAUUAUGACGAGUACUCGGAUGAGGAGGACUAUCGUCCCCGGCGGCGUCGUGGAGCCAGCGCAGACGGCCACGGGAGACGUCCUCGUGACUACGACGAUGGGCCAUAUUACUCCGACGAGCCCCGCAGACGCCGCAACGAUGACUACGAUCGUGCGCCGAUGCGGAGGCGGGACAGCAGUAGGAGGAGGCGAGAUGAUUACUACGACGACUAUGACAGAUAUGACGACCGAGAUCGGGAUCGACGACACGGCAGAGACAGUCGGCCGCCGCCCAAGGAGAUCAGGAUUGGCAAGUACGACAUUGGACCGUGGAUAGAGCAGGGCAAGAAGCAUUGGACUACGGUGGCGCCCAUCUUGACUCCAAUUGUAUUGGCGCAGAUUCGCAAAAUGGGCCAAGGAGGUAAUGGAGGUGGCGGCGGCGGAGGACGGCGAUAGGAUCGUGGGUUAGAUGAAUACCAUUCCAGAUAGUAGCGCUGCAGUAAGACGGGCAUGGGAAUUGAGCUGAAGCGUUUGGUACUUAUUACCCGAGAACAGAGGUUUGAUUAGUUCUACUGUUUCCUGGCGAGCAAAAGAGGCCAGGCAGGCAUAUUGGGACGCAUUUGGGCAUUUUGGGGGCGCAGAAGUGAGACCCACGGUACCAUUAGAUAAUGGAGGACAUCUGCGAGGCGCGUAUGAUACCUACGACUAUUAGCAA
Molecule: messenger RNA, 1472 nt
Organism: Sphaerulina musiva SO2202
Lineage: Eukaryota; Fungi; Ascomycota; Dothideomycetes; Mycosphaerellales; Mycosphaerellaceae
Exons: 1
Coding region: 131-1213 (360 amino acids)
Source: RefSeq, a predicted model, not a curated record